CACCGUCAUCUCCUCCUAUACCCUGUCUCCCCGCACUUCAAGGAGAGGAAGUCGACUACAAUUAUUGCUACACAGACACGUAGAGGCCAACUGAACAUCCCGCCUACCUGGCGCACGCACCCAAGCCGCCACUAUGGAUGUCGUAAAGGCUGUAGAGACCUACAUCACGAAGAUGGUGUCCACGCCGCCUUCGAUGAAGGUCUUACUCUUGGAUAACCAUACAACACCCAUCGUGUCCCUGUCCGCGACACAGUCGAUCCUCCUGUCGCACCAGGUCUACCUCACGGACAAGAUCGACAACAAGAAGCGCGACCGCAUGCCACACAUGAAGUGUGUCUGCUUCCUCCAGCCCAGUGAAGAUAGCUUCGAGGCCCUCGCCGCUGAGCUGCGCGAGCCCAAGUACGGCGAAUACUACCUCUACUUCAGCAAUAUCCUUAGCAAGACAGCCAUCGAGCGCCUCGCAGAUGUGGACGAGUACGAGGUCGUUCGCGAAGUGCAGGAAUACUUUGCAGACUAUGCGCCUAUUCUCUCUUCACUCUUCUCGCUCAACCACACUCCUUCGGCCUCGCGACCUCUUUACGGGAAUUCUCCGAACACAUGGGACCCCGCCGCGCUCGAGCGCGCGGUCCAGGGCGUGACGGCUGUCCUCCUGAGCCUGAAGAAGAAGCCCGUGAUCAGGUACGAGAAGUCGAGUCCGAUGGCGAAGAAGCUCGGGGUCGAGAUUCAACACAGGGUACAGUCUGAGCAGCAGCUGUUCGACUUCCGCUUAACGCAAGUGCCACCAUUGCUGCUCAUCCUCGACAGGAGAAACGACCCGGUGACACCGAUGCUCUCGCAGUGGACGUACCAGGCGAUGGUCCACGAGCUGCUCGGCAUCCAGAACGGCCGCGUUGACCUCAGCACGGUCCCUGACAUCCGACCAGAGCUCAAGGAAGUGACGCUCUCGACGUCCACGGACCCGUUCUUCCAGGCGCACCACCUCGCGACGUUCGGCGACCUCGGCACGGCGCUCAAGUCGUACGUGCAGUCGUACCAGUCGCACUCGCUCGCGCACAGCCCGUCGCAGAUCCAGUCCAUCACGGACAUGAAGCGCUUCGUGGAGGAGUACCCCGAGUUCCGCAAGCUCGGCGGGAACGUGAGCAAGCACGUCGCGAUCGUAGGCGAGCUCAGCCGCUUGGUCGAGCGCGACAAGAUGCUCGAGCUGGGCGAGGUCGAGCAGGGGCUCGCGACAGGGUCGGGGGCGGAUUUGAAGAGUGUGCAAGCGUUGAUCACUAAUCCGGCCAUUCAACCGUGGCACAAGCUUCGACUGGUCGUGCUCUACGCUUUGCGGUACCAGAAGUCGCAAGCACAGAACGUCGCUUCGCUCAUCAACCUCAUGCUCGAGAAUGGCGUGUCACGAGAAGAUGCCCGACUCGUGUACGUCGUCUUGAACAUCGCAGGUUCCGACCAACGACAAGAAGACCUCUUCUCUGCCGAAGCUCUGCUCGCAAAAGGCCGGUCUGCCUUGAAAGGUCUGAAAGGCGUCGAGAACGUGUACAUGCAGCACACACCGCACCUCGCACAGACUCUGGAGAACCUGUUCAAAGGCCGGCUCCGAGACACGACCCACCCGUUCCUGGACGGUGCUGGGCCGAAUGCAGGCCUACAACGUCCCGGAGACGUCAUCAUCUUCAUGGUUGGUGGGACGACAUACGCGGAGGCGCGAGUUGUCGCGCUGUUGAACCAAGAAGCGACGUCCGGCGGGCCCUCCGCGGCAGCUGGAACACGCCUUCUGCUCGGAGGAACAUGCAUCCACAACUCGUCCAGCUUCUUGGAUAUGGUCCGCACCGCGGCUUCGAAUUUCCCCGCGUCCGUCUACGAGCCUCCUCCGGGCUCCGCGAACAGCAUGCCUUCGCUCAACCUCAACCUCGGAGGUGUCAACGUUAGUCUAGGAGGGCCUGCACCAGGGGUGUACAGGACAAGCGGGGAGGGCGUGAGCUUGCAGACGGAAGGGAUCAAGGAUGGCGUGCGGAAUCUGCUGGGGAAGGUGAAGCAGGGCGUAGACCGAAUCGCGUCGCAGCCAUAGCGCGUGAAUGGUAUGUAUACUGCGCGCAUGCCACUGUUGACUCGCGUGCCUUGUAUUUAGCAGUCGUAGAGUAGGGUACACGGCUAAUUUCUG
Molecule: messenger RNA, 2158 nt
Organism: Dichomitus squalens LYAD-421 SS1
Lineage: Eukaryota; Fungi; Basidiomycota; Agaricomycetes; Polyporales; Polyporaceae
Product: vacuolar protein sorting-associated protein 45
Exons: 10
Coding region: 134-2065 (643 amino acids)
Biological process (GO): intracellular protein transport; vesicle-mediated transport
Cellular component (GO): Golgi membrane
Source: RefSeq, a predicted model, not a curated record